Messenger RNA from Bacidia gigantensis, 1920 nucleotides. RefSeq lists its product as uncharacterized. Gene Ontology annotation, molecular function: DNA binding; zinc ion binding. Gene Ontology annotation, biological process: DNA-templated transcription. The record is from RefSeq and is a predicted model, not a curated record. Lineage: Eukaryota; Fungi; Ascomycota; Lecanoromycetes; Lecanorales; Ramalinaceae. The transcript has 2 exons. Gene Ontology annotation, cellular component: nucleus. Bases 1 to 1920 code for a protein of 639 amino acids.
AUGCCAAUCAAUCCUCAAUUACCAGGACCACAAGGCCAGAAAAGGGCGUACCGACAGCGACGGAAGGAUCCAAGCUGUGACGCUUGUCGUGAGCGAAAAGUCAAGAUCACCAGUGAGCUUUCGUCGGCAGAUCCACCACCCAAAAGACGAAAAUUGGAUACUAUUCAAAGUCUGCCGAAGGUUGGUAUCAACAUGACAAGAUUUGGUCGUGGCAUUUUCAAAUCUCCCUAUCCGCAGCAACGUACUACAGCUUCUCCAGUCUCUCCGUCUACACUUCCGGGCUUGCCCCCGAAGGAUGUUGCAGAUGUCCUGUUGAGACAGUACCGAUUUACGAUUCACCCCACACUGCCCAUGCUCCAUUGGCCGUCUUUUCAAGAGCAAUACGAGAGCGUCUAUCGUGAUGGGUCUCUUCACAAUGUUCCACCCGUCUGGAGCUCUCUUCUUUUCGCGGUGUUUGCAUGUGGCACCCUCCACCGCUCAUGGUCUGAAGGCCAAAAGUAUCUCGAAGUUUCCAGAUCUAUGAUUGAUCUCUGGGCAGAAGACUUGACUUUGGAUCAUGCUCGAACAGCAUUACUAAACUGUAUGUUCCUGAACGAGUCUAACAGGAAAUCUGCCGGCUGGACAUGGAUGGGCAUCGCGGUACGUUUCGCUUUCGACAUUGGUUUGAAUUGUGAGGCCGGCACAUGGAACUCUAUCGAAGAAGAAAUGAGGCGUCGUGUGUGGUGGUCAAUGUAUGCUUGCGAUUGGUAUGUUCGUCGCCCUCGGCGCUCUGAACAUCAUAUUAACAUCUUUAGUCUGCUCUCCCUCGAAUUAGGGCGACCUGCAAUGAUCAAAGAGGAAGACUGCAACGUCCAAAUGCCUAGCCCCACGGAUGACCAAUACAUGACGGAGGCGGCUAAUUGGAAGGAUCCUUCGCCAGACAUGGCCACUUCGGCCCUCCUUCCGACCAUUCGUGUGAUCGGUGGCAUAGCUCGCCUUUUGCUUAUGUUGAAGGCACCGCAGAUUUCAAUGCAUGCUCUACGGGCUUAUGAUACACAUUUUGACUCGGUGAUAAAGAGCUUUCCUGCACAGCACCAAAUGCGAGCUCUGGACUACAUUGAUCCAAUUGAGUUGCCUCCGAUGAUGUACCUUCAAAACGCUCGUCUAGUCCUUCACCGACAUAACCUCUCACCAGUGUGCGACACGUCUGCACGGUCCUAUGCCCUUGACAGUUGCGCAUCAGUGGCAAAGGAUACCGCCAAAUUCCUACAGCGAUGCAUGCAGCUACCACCAGAGGGCGCCCGUUCUAGUAUCACAGCUCGCGAAGACUCGUGGGAUCGUCGUCUUGUCUCAGCAUCUAGCGCGUUCUUCUGCACCCAUAUUUGGCGAUGUACGCUCUUCCUGCUAUUCCGCCUCGAUUUUGACUCCGCCUUGACAUGUGCUCGGGCAAGUGCUAUCCUUGGAGACACUCGUCGCGUCAACAUAUCUUGUGGUCGUUAUGUUGAUUUCUUCCUUAGCCAAUUUCUCGCUAAGCUCAAACAGCGCGUGGAGCUGGAUAUGGAUGAGGAGAUGAUUGCAUAUGUUUCUGGAGAUCUGCAAGGCAAUUUCGAAAGCUCAUGGAUCUGGCAAGAGAGCAAAGGCGAUACCCACGUCGGUAGGCCCUUGCAGGGCUCUUCGAAUAGUCAUGUGAACUCCACUUAUCACGGAGAGCUAGAAGAAGCAAACAGUCCUACAAACGAGAACGACUGGGCUGGCUGGGACAAAAUUGUCAGACUCAUCGAAGGCCUUGCAACGGAGCAGAAGAAAGGUUCAGAACGGCCGUCGCAGACGAAGCCAGAAAUGCCGCAGCCUCACGCCAUUCAUCUACCGCCCUUGGUAGCAUCUCCAAGCCCCUCGAGCACUAAUUCAAGAGAUCGUCUUAGCAUUAAGGAUUUGCUCUGA